AAAAAAAAAUGCUGGGGGAAUCAGAGGGGUCAUUGUGGCCAACUGCCUCAUUUUAUUGAUGGGUAGAUUGAGUCCCAGAGAGAAUUAGUAGUUACCCAUGAGUAAAUAUCUAAUUAUUAACAAAGCAUAUAACACAUUUCUCCUCAGGGCUCUGGAUAUUAUUUCACAAAAAGGGAUUAAAAUUCAAGGGAUCAUUCCUGACAUCCAAUAAAUGACCAGACUACUGAAAGAGGAAUCUCAUUAAGGCCUGUCUCUUAGCAUGUGUUUCCCCUGCUCAAAAACCUCAUGACUCUUUGCUUUCCAUUGAAUAACGUCAUGACAUCCUUUGGGGUCUACCCCAACCUACCUCUUCAGAGUCCUCUCUUAUUUUCCACAUAUUAUAUCCUUCAGACGAUUCCCCGUUUCUUAGUGCUCCAUAUGUGAAGUCUGCAGAGAUCCUGCUUCUUGAAGGCACUGUUCACAUCCGACCGCUUCCCUGAAUCCUCCACUUGCCACACCAGGGACUUUGCUGCCAUUGCCGUUUGUGUUUGCUCCAUGGCACUUAACCACGUUCGAUCUUUCUUUACAGCUUGUUGCUUCUGCAUUGUAAGAGGCAGGGACUAACUUGUUAGCCUUUUUCUCUUCCACAGUGCCUCUUAUGUAAUAGGUAACCAUCUAAUGUUUGUUGAUUUAAAUAGCCAUUUACCUGCCUUUUUGAUUUCUGGCCUCAUUUUCCACUUCUUAAAUAUGUUGUAUGAAUUAACUAGAAAAGAGAUUUAAGAAAUGAAUGUUUUUGAUGCUUCUCUGGCAUGACAGGUAUCUGGGAAAAUGUGAAAGCAUACCUAACUUCAUUCUGGGAAGAGUGUUUACACUAUAAAAUCACCCACUCACCAGAUCAAAGUAAAAGGAAGUACUUUUCCUUCCUUCAGUCAUAUGACUAACUGUCUGCAGGUGGGAGCUUGAGAAGCUUUUGAUUGGAGUAUACACUAACUGGUGACAUGAAUUCCAGAAAAGCAAAGCUCUCAAAGGAGAAGAGUUCUGCCUCUAGGUUAAGGGAUGAAGUCCUGAAAGGUUUCAGAUGUUCAAGGAUUAGAAAGGUGGACUUGGAAGAUGGGGAAUGGAGGUCCAGCUCGAGCUGCACAGGAAAGCAUUUAUUUAUACUCCUUGUGGCAUACUAAAGGAUUAAAGAGGCAGGGGAGACUGAUAAAUGACCUGACCUGGGCUUCUAAAGGGGGACUGUUUCUCUUUCGUACAACUUUUCCUGCAAAACCUUUAGAGCAACAGAAUGCCUCUAUCUUCAGCAAGUAAAGCAGCCAAGCCGGUUUGACCAGCUUGAGGGAAACACCAAACAAAGCUGGCAACUCCAAUCUCAUGCAUACUAGUUACUCAUUAUCUUCUGGCCUCUGGAAAAAGAUAGAGUAGCUCCCUGAUUGGAUCCUGAGGUUGAAGUAACUCCACAUCUCUCUCUGUCCUCUGACCAGAGCAACAAGAAGAGUAUCUGGAAUGCUUGGGAGACAUUUUAAGCAGGACAAAUCCAGCCUUAGGCUAGACUGCACCUGUCCACAGCCCAGCCCAGGCCCAUGGAAAAGAAAAGUAAAACCUUUGUCUUUAAGCACAUAAAAUAUGUGUGAAACCCACAAGGCUGGAAAAGAAAGGGAAGUGGAGGACAAAAGGCACUGGGACUCUAGCUGGGAGCAUGAAGACUACGGGAGUCUACGGAAAAGGAAGCUUACGGUGCUGGACGGACUCUACAGAGAAAAUGACUUGGAUCCCAGGUACUGGGCCAAAGGGCAGCAUCGGCCCUACAGAAAAAGGGAUUGUGGAUACUGGGAUUUUGAGCAGAGUGAACCAAGCUAUAUGGACUCUGGGGAAGCACACGAAAGUGAAAUGGGCUGUGUGUACCACAGAGGUCAUGAUGGUUAUAGGAGUCCGGAACAUGUAGAUGAUGAGAAUCCCAGCCCUGGGACAAAGGAUAAUUCGCCUAUGGGAAGCCCAGAUGUGACCUGGAAAGCUGGCGGAUACAGAGAGGCAAAUGGCUACCCAGAUCAUAAGAAUCUGAAUUAUAAUCCUGAGGACUCUGAAAAGGCUAAACAGUGGACUGGCUGUAGGAGUUUGGAUGAUUCUUCAGCGAACUUAGUUCGACCUCAGUUGUGGUAUAUAGACCAUAAGAAUGUUAAUUAUAAUCUUGAGGAUUGUCAGGAAACUAAUUUUUAUUAUAGAGAACACAGCGAUUUAUAUCACGUUCCUAGGAAUUAUCCUAUUGGUCAGUCUGUGAGCUUUUCAGAUUUGAAUUGUGUCAAUGAAGAUAAACAAUUUAUCAAGUACCAUGAAGGGGACAGGAAUGUUUAUCAAAAUGACAAAAUCUAUCCCAAAGCAAAGACUCAUAUCAUGGAUCAGGGUAAUUUUGAUACAGAAAAUAAAGGCUAUGAUGCUUUAUUUGCAAACUGUGUAUAUGAAUCUCGUAAUUCCAGAGGAACAGAUUCUCUCCAUCAAAUGGAGAAUUUGGAGUAUAAUGGCAUUGACAUACCAAGAAUGACAGCACAUGGGGGCAGUGGGAUCCUCCCGGAUGGCUUGCAGACCCAGCGUACCAGGGGAGACCACGGAGAACGUCAUUUGGGGAUUCCUCAGAGCUCGUCAUUAGAGAAGAACAUCUGGCAUUUAGAGGAAGAGAGAAAAUUAAAUGGCCCAGAGACUUGGAGAAGGAAUAGUUGCCUCCGCCGCACAGCACCCAGCACCCUGAGGCGCUCAGAGUUCGUGCAAAACAGGAAGAAAACCCAAGAAAUGACGCUCCUCUCCUCCCAGUCUUCAUCACUGGUAGCCCCUUCUGGGCCUGUGUCCACCGAAAACCCAGAGCAGAGGAUGCUGGAGAAGAGAGCCAAGGUCGUAGAAGAACUGCUUCAGACAGAGAGAGACUACAUUCGGGAUCUGGAAAUGUGUAUUGAGCGGAUCAUGGUACCCCUGCAGCAGGCACAGGUACCAAACAUUGAUUUUGAGGGCCUUUUUGGAAAUAUGCAGAUGGUGAUUAAGGUCUCGAAGCAAUUAUUGGCUGCUCUGGAAAUCAGCGAUGCUGUAGGACCUGUGUUUCUUGGUCACCGGGAUGAGCUUGAGGGAACAUACAAGGUUUACUGCCAGAAUCAUGAUGAGGCCAUUGCGCUGCUGGAAAUCUACGAGAAGGAUGAGAAGAUCCAGAAGCAUCUUCAGGACUCCUUGGCAGAUCUGAAGAGCCUAUACAACGAAUGGGGAUGCACAAAUUAUAUUAACCUGGGCUCCUUCCUCAUCAAACCUGUACAGAGAGUAAUGCGUUACCCACUGUUGCUAAUGGAGUUGCUGAAUUCCACCCCAGAAUCCCACCCAGAUAAAGUGCCUUUAACCAAUGCAGUCCUUGCGGUCAAGGAAAUCAAUGUUAACAUUAAUGAAUAUAAACGGCGAAAGGAUCUGGUCCUCAAGUACCGUAAGGGUGAUGAAGAUAGCCUUAUGGAGAAGAUUUCCAAACUGAACAUCCAUUCCAUCAUCAAGAAAUCCAACCGAGUUAGCAGUCACCUGAAACAUCUCACUGGCUUUGCUCCUCAGAUAAAAGAUGAAGUAUUUGAAGAAACAGAAAAAAACUUCCGAAUGCAAGAAAGAUUGAUUAAGUCUUUUAUCCGAGACUUGUCUCUCUACCUCCAGCACAUCCGGGAGUCGGCGUGUGUGAAGGUGGUGGCUGCUGUGAGCAUGUGGGAUGUGUGCAUGGAGAGAGGACACCGAGACCUCGAGCAGUUUGAGAGGGUGCAUCGCUACAUCAGCGACCAGCUCUUCACUAAUUUUAAGGAGAGGACAGAGCGGCUUGUCAUCUCCCCCUUAAAUCAGUUACUGAGCAUGUUUACAGGGCCCCAUAAGCUGGUACAGAAACGCUUUGACAAGCUCCUGGACUUCUAUAACUGUACAGAACGGGCAGAGAAGCUAAAGGACAAGAAGACCCUGGAGGAGCUGCAGUCGGCCCGGAACAACUACGAGGCCCUGAAUGCGCAGCUGCUGGACGAGCUGCCCAAGUUCCACCAGUACGCCCACGGCCUCUUCACUAACUGCGUCCACGGCUAUGCCGAAGCCCACCGUGACUUCGUGCACCAGGCUCUGGAGCAGUUAAAGCCACUGCUUUCAUUACUUAAAGUGGCCGGCAGGGAAGGAAACCUGAUUGCCAUCUUUCACGAAGAGCACAGCAGAGUUCUGCAGCAACUCCAGGUUUUCACCUUCUUCCCGGAGUCUCUUCCAGCCACCAAGAAACCGUUUGAGAGGAAAACCAUUGAACGCCAGUCUGCUCGAAAGCCACUCCUGGGCCUGCCAAGUUACAUGCUACAGUCAGAAGAACUCCGGGCCUCCCUCCUGGCCAGGUAUCCCCCUGAAAAACUCUUCCAAGCAGAGCGGAACUUUAAUGCUGCCCAAGACUUGGAUGUCUCACUUUUGGAAGGUGACCUGGUGGGUGUGAUUAAGAAAAAAGACCCUAUGGGCAGUCAGAACCGCUGGCUGAUUGACAAUGGAGUCACCAAAGGCUUUGUGUACAGCUCCUUCCUAAAGCCCUACAAUCCUCGCCGCAGCCACUCCGAUGCCUCCGUGGGCAGCCACUCCUCCACAGAGUCUGAACACGGCAGCUCCUCCCCCAGGUUCCCACGCCAGAACAGCAGCAGCAGCCUGACCUUCAACCCCAGCAGCAUGACUGUGUCCUUUACCUCAGGUGCUUGCCCGAGGCAGCCUCAAGAUGCAUCUCCACUGAAGGAAUGUGACCAAGGGACUCUCGGUGCAUCCCUGAAUCUGGGUAAUUCAGAGAGUGGUCCUUCUAGAUGCCCUUCAGACCCAGACUCUACUUCCCAGCCAAGGUCAGGGGACUCUGCAGAUGUAGCUAGAGAUGUAAACCAACCCGCUGCCACCCCGAGGAGCCACCGGAACUUCAGGCAUCCAGAAACGGUUGGCUACUCUGUACCAGGACGAAAUGGGCAAGGUCAAGACCUCAUAAAAGGAGGUGCAAGAGCAGCCCAGGCUCCUGAAGACAGAAGUCCAGAGCCAGAAAGCAGUGAUGCAGAAGGCAACCAGGUCUAUUUUGCUGUCUACACCUUCAAGGCACGAAACCCAAAUGAGCUGAGCGUGUCAGCCAAUCAGAAACUCAAGAUCCUCGAGUUUAAAGAUGUUACAGGAAAUACAGAGUGGUGGUUAGCUGAGGUUAACGGGAAGAAGGGCUACGUUCCAUCCAAUUAUAUCCGCAAAACCGAGUACACCUGAGCCCACGCUGCCCGCCACCCAGCCUUACUGCUUUCAGUCUGCCGAGGGUUCUGGCGGCCCACCAAGAGGGCGCCUGCUCCUGAGACACAGGCCCUGUCUGCGUUGCUUAACUGUGGCAUGGUGGAGUACACCACGGAUCUCGUUCUCCUCGAUUGGGUUGUUAACCUUGAUGCUCACUAGAAUCUCUAGAAUUUGAAAUGGACCCUGGGGCUUUGCAGAUGACUUAGUGACCGUGAGAAGAGAGACAAGUUCUGGAGCUGGCCUUUGGAAAGGAGAAACUUGCAAGCAGAAGCCCAGUGACCUGUCUAUGCAGGAAGCUGUGCUCUAACAAUAGACAAUAGACAAUGUUGGCAUUGGUUAUGCUGUACUGCGUUUGGGGUGGCCCCAUGUUCCAUGCUCAGACAGCAACUCAGAUGAAGAGAAGAAUUAAUGGCUCUGGGCACCCCACGAGGCAGUGCUUGCACGUGGCCAGGAGUUUGUUGGGAUUGAACCAAACUUAGUGCUUCAAAGCUCCUGGGACACCUCCAGUGCCUAGCAUACGGUCUCAUAUACGUGCUCCCCCUAAUUUCAACACUACCUUCUGUAAUAUUGUUUUUCACUCUAUUCCCAGAUUGGUUAUGCAAAAUUCAACUGCCUUCUACUUUUAGAAGUGUUUAGGGUCUUUCUUUUCUGUUGACCCUUCAUCUGAAAGAUUCUCUUCCCUUGUUAGAUACAAUCACUGACACUUUCUGAGAUGGAGUCUUGCUAUGUUGCCCAGGCUGGUCUUGAACUCCUGGGCUCACGCAACCCUUGGGCCUCCACCUCCCUGCUGGGAUUACAGGCAUGAGCCAUCACACCCCAGCCUCAGUGACACCUUUCUGAUGGCCAUCUUUUCUUUACAUAGUCUGUGUGUAAUGUCUGUGGCCCCCUGCCCUGGGCUCGAUAACCAAUAGAUUUUCCUAGAGUAACAGUAUGAGAGCUCCAGCCAUUCCAUUAAAAGUAUUACUUCUGCCUUGAGCUGAAACCAGUUGAGCCCAGUGAAAAACUGGAUGUCUUUCUCCUUCAUCCAAGCACCCUACGACUGUUUAGUUAUAUCUGUAGAUGCAGACAACGGAACACAUGUGACUUAUUUGAAUUGGGAUAAGGCGUUCCAGAAGUAGCUUAUCCUAGACUUGGAAAUGAGAUUUUCUUUUUCACCACUAACUUCUAUGCUUCAGAGAUGACAUUCAAAGCCAGAUUCCCAAGUGCCUGAUCAUACCUCCCAGUCUCAGGAAGAUAUUUGCUACCCCUUAGACCAAGAAUCUUAAGAUCUUCCCCAGCUACGAAGCUUAUCUUGGAAUGGGAAACCAUGAGUUUUGUCUUUUAAAAGAAAGGGAAGAAAGAAUAGCCUUACAGCCCCUGCCACUCCGAGUGCACAUUUAGCCUUAAAUCCUGGGAAUCUGGGGAGACACCAUGGAGUCCUUACAUCCACAGUGUCUCUGCUGGUCACGGUCAGAAGGCAGUAACGCGAGUCCUUUUGUGAAGAGUGUUUCUACUUAGAGGUGUUUAUAUUUAAGUAGUUCUUUUAUAAAUAAAAGCAUUUCUAAUGGCCA
Sapajus apella (tufted capuchin) is the source of this 6800-nucleotide messenger RNA. It is a transcript of the gene DNMBP, whose product is annotated as dynamin binding protein. Gene Ontology annotation, cellular component: cytoplasm. The coding region runs from base 1603 to 5229 and encodes 1208 amino acids. The transcript has 14 exons. Gene Ontology annotation, molecular function: guanyl-nucleotide exchange factor activity; protein binding. The record is from RefSeq and is a predicted model, not a curated record. NCBI's taxonomy places the organism in Eukaryota, Metazoa, Chordata, Mammalia, Primates, Cebidae. Gene Ontology annotation, biological process: intracellular signal transduction.